Magnolia sinica is the source of this 1394-nucleotide messenger RNA. RefSeq names its product QWRF motif-containing protein 7. Gene Ontology annotation, biological process: spindle assembly; centrosome cycle. Gene Ontology annotation, cellular component: cytoplasm; nuclear microtubule; centrosome. Bases 1 to 1185 code for a protein of 394 amino acids. The transcript has 5 exons. NCBI's taxonomy places the organism in Eukaryota, Viridiplantae, Streptophyta, Magnoliopsida, Magnoliales, Magnoliaceae. Gene Ontology annotation, molecular function: microtubule binding. The record is from RefSeq and is a predicted model, not a curated record.
AUGGAGAGCAAUCGUAGGACAACGAAAUCAGUAGUCUCUCUUUCUCCUCGCCUCCGAAGAAGCCGAAGUGGUGCUCCCGCGAUCUUCCGCACCUCCACGACUGAAUCCCAUCCUUUAUCUUCCAAUUCCCCCAUAAAUCCUAUCAAUCGCUCCAAAUCAACAUCCAAAACCCAUCCAAACGCCAAAGACGACGAGAAUCGCAAUCCCAAAAUCCAAGAGCCUAUCAAGAGCAGAAAACCUCCAGACAACCGCGAGAAUCUCGCUGGAAUCUUCCACCAUCACCGGAAGUCCGAUGCAGGCGAGACGGCGAAACCGAAGAAGACGAGACGUGUGGCUGGAUCUCCUUCCGCGUGGGCGCUCUCUCCAGGCCGGUCUCCGGCACCGGCGCCAGAGUCAUCUGAGAAGCAGAGGACCGGCGGUGUAAGCGGCGUUCUGAGGUUUUUCCGGCAGAAGAAGACGCCUUCGGCAAGAGGAGAGGCCGUGCAUCAGCUUCGGAUUCUGCAGACGAGAUUGCUGCAGUGGAGGUUCGUGAAUGCGCGGGCGGAGUCUGCGGCCGCUGCUGGAAAAUCAACGGCUGAGAAGAAAAUAUUCAGUGUCUGGUUGGAGAAUUUUCAGCUACGAAACUUCAUGACAGAGAAGCGAAUUCAGAUUGAGAAACUCAAGGAAGAGCUUAAACUACACCGAAUUCUCUGCUCUCAAAUCCCACUACUUAACGAAUGGGAGAAAAUAGAUAAAAGAAAUUUAGAAGCGAUAACGAAAUCCACACGACUUCUGCGCUCGGCCUCGAUCAAAGUCCCCCUUGUGGAAGGUGCCAAGGUUGACAUGUUUUCAGUUUAUACAACAAUCUGUAUGGCGAUGGAUGUCAUCGAAGGAAUUGAAGCGGCCAUCUCAAGGUUUUACUUACAGGCCAAGAAGAUGAGCUCAUUACUCACGGAGCUAGUGACGAUUGUAAAACAAGAGAGAGAGAGCAUGGAUGAAUUGAUGAAGAUAUCAGCUACGGUGGCUUCCUUGGAGGCAAAGGAGAGAAGUCUAAGGGUACAUCUCAUACAAGCAAAGACAAAUAGAGAAGAAGUGUCACACAGGGCAUUCUGUAGGUUUCCCAAUAGAAUGGAACAUGUUAGUUUUCCGUUACAGGCAUCCAUCUCACCGACAAAACCUUCUCAGACAAGCAUUUAUGUUCAAUGAUCCCAUACUUAGAUUUAAAAGCAAAGAUCCUUUGCCCAAUGCACUAUGUGUUACUGUGCUGGUACCAGAAUAUUUAUGUUUGGAUUUUCAAUGUGUAUAAAUGGGGCUCGCCGUUAACUGAUCCGAAACGUCGACAUGAUGUGGCCCAUCACAGAUGGUACAUGUGAAUUAAAAAGAAUCCAAUAUAUUCAAAGUUCCCAGCUGUAAAA